AUGGCUAAAAACGCGCUCAAUGUUAAUUUUUAUCCAAACACUCUCAAGGAUAAUGACGCUAUUUUGCGGAAACUACGAUCACGGAGCAAGAUUGAUAAUAAAACUCAAGAAGAAUGGAGUAAAUUAUUUACAAAAUUAAAUACCGAGUCCAAGAAACAAACUAACAAAACAAGUGAUGUAAGACAAAGUCACAUCGGUAACAGCGAGGACGUAACAUACGGAGUAAUCGAAGGAUUUCCCUCUGGAUCUUGGUGGGGAAUCCGCAUGGACUGCGCUAGAGACAGAGUCCAUAAAUCUUUCGACAACGACAUCGACGAGGGAAUCUUCGGAGUGGCUUCAAUUUGCACGUCCCACGUGAACACAACCAACGACGUGGACCUGGGCACCUACCUGACCUUCACAGGAGGUAAAUACAACCAGAGCAAGCCUACCGACCCUCUAUUAACCAACUUCAACAACCACAUUCCGCUGAGAUUAAUCCGGAGCUACAACUUAGCGAAUGAGUUCGCUCCUAAGACUGGUUACAGAUACGACGGCUUGUACAUCGUGGCGUCCUGCUGGAUCGGGAUCAACUCUAAAGAUUCAACUAGAUAUUACAAGUACGCUCUAGCGAGGCUUAAUCAUCAAGAAGCUCCGCCUUGGGUGACUCAAACUAGGAUUGUCACCAGACAAUCUUCUUCUCAGAAAUCUCCAUUAAAAUCCUGCGGAUUGUACAAGUGUCACAUGUACGGCUGCUCUCAGGAGUCUAAAAAAUUAAAAUCUUGCGAGUCUGACGUCGAGAAGGUAAAAUUAAAUGCUGAUCUUGGAGAGAAAGAAAAGGAAGCUGAAAAAGAAGCUUCAUUGCUAAACAGCCUUAAUUUUAUUUCCAAGCCUUAUAAAUUGCAGAAUACUAAUAUAUCAAUUAGAACUGAGUUGUAUGACUCUUCGCCUAAUCCUCAGCAAGAUGUUAAAAAAACUCCUAUGACUUACUGCAGAGUUUACAAUAAAACCAAGUCCGAGAGUAAGAAAUUAGAUGUGGACUUAAAAAAAAUACAAGAAGAUAAAAAUUUGUUUUUGGACUCCAGAGCAAGCACUAGAGCUUCUGUUGGCUCGGAAUCUUCAGGGCUCUCAGAAAAAAAAGUUGAUCUUCAAAAAGCAGUAGUGGAGAUAGAAACUAUGACUCCGGAGCAAAUGUUGAAUUUGAUUAUUAAAAAACGGUACAAUCCUACGGGAAAAUUGCUUAUUGGAAGCAUUAUUGGGCUCCCGGAGAAUGAAGGUAAAAAUUUAAAUUCUGGAAAGGUAAAGAGUAAUAUUGACCAUUUUAGAGAGACAAGGUCAACGGUUAAGAAUCAAGAAGUGAAGACUAAUCUUAAAAGGAGCAAGAAUAAGAGUAAAAAAUCAGUACCUAGAAAAAGGAGAAAUGAGCUGGCUAAUUUAACUAUUGAUGCUAAUUUCGGGAUGAAUUUACGCGGGCAGUGUAUUCAAACUAGGACUAUGAAAAAUAGGAGGCUAAGAUGUCCCGCUAUUAUUUUGAGUAAAAGGAAGGAUUUGUCGGAUUAUAUUACUAGUUAUCCUAGGGUUGAGCUUAGAAGGAAAGGAAAGAUUAUUGCUACUGCUAAAAAAAGUCAAAUUGGAGUCUGCAAAAGGCAUACUAUUGUUAAGAACAAAGAGGCUGAAAGGAAACAUGAAAUUCAGGGUAAUUUAAGAGAUAGAAAUAUUUGCAAUAUUAAUAAGAAUAUUAAUAAUAAUAAUAUUUUAAAAAGAAGAAAUAAAAUAAUAAAUACAGAAUCUUCAUUAAUAAAACCGAGAAUGGUUGACGCAUCAACGCAGUGUAUUACUACAAAAGAUGCGACGACUUUUGUAAACAUGGAGACUCAGAAAAAAAAUGAAGAGUCUUUUGUAAAAAUUGAAGUGAUUGAUUUAGAAGACGAGGAAGAAAUGGAAGAAGUUAAAUCAGAGUUUGAAGAUAGCAAUUCUGAAGAGGAAGAAGAAGAAGAAGAAGAAGAAGAAGAAUCUUUGAGGGAUAAAAAAUUUUAUAGUGGGAAUGAUGUUGAUAUUAAUAUUAAUAAUGAUGAUAAUGAUAAUUUGUCGGCGUUUGUGGCUUUGUCGGACAGGGACAUGAGAGUAGCUAGGCUGAGAUCGAUCGGGUUCAAGCCCAUCGAGCCGGUUAUUGUCUCAGAGAACGGCUCUUUUGUACAAUACUACAAUUGUGACGCGAGCACUAGUUCUUUGAAUGCAGUGGUCGAGCGACAGGUUGACGAGCAGUAUAAUAAGUACACUAGUGAGGAAAAUAAUGUGGUUGAGUACAUGGAUCAUGAGCUACAUUUUCAGGAUGUUGAGGAGGAUGGGAUUAAACAUGAUUGUAAAAAUUCUGGGGGUAAUUUUGAUAAUAAAGGUGGUUGUAAGAGUGAGAAGAAACGCAGGUGCAGUUCUUCAGAGGAAGAAUUUCAAAGUGAAAAUUUUGACGAAGAGCAGGAGGCUCCCUGGCUUGGAUGGAGCAGGAGUACUGCUAAUAGAUAG
This is a messenger RNA of Cotesia congregata, 2499 nucleotides long. The record is from the annotation of a GenBank genome assembly. NCBI's taxonomy places the organism in Eukaryota, Metazoa, Arthropoda, Insecta, Hymenoptera, Braconidae.